GGGGGGGGGGGGGGGGGGGGGGUCCAGGCUGGCUAGCUGUGGCUAAGCUAACUGACGUUGAGGCUCGCGGGCUUCGAGUCGUGGGUGAUUUUUUUUAAUUUUUUUUCCCCUUCCCUCCUCCUCCUUCUCCUCCUCCUCCUCCACGCAGGCUUGUUUGUCAACAGACGCCGAGGUUAACUUGUUAGCCAGCCUGCUAAUAACAGAAAAAAAGCUCAACUUGACGCCGUACGCGUGUUUUAAUUUUAAUUUUUUGCAUUUUUUUGUGUGUGUGUGUGUGUGGGGGGGGGGGGGGGGGCGCGGAGUGGGCGUUACGUGUCAGCCGCCGCGGAGCGAGUGUAAAGUUACCCACGUAAAGUUAGCGACAGACACCCACAAAAAAAAAAAAAAAAAAUCCGGCCAAGCUUAUCUGUCACGCAAGUUAAGUUAGCUACUUGGAGCUAACUCGGCUAAUUGACUGUUGUCGGACGCCCCAAAACAGCGGGGAGGCGCAGCGACUUCUCGUGGGAUGUAAAGGGGAGGAGGAGGAAGAAAACCAGCGAGCGUGGAGCGGCGGUGAGAGCCCACCGGGAGGACGACGCCUGCUUCUGCCAAAACAAGGUGCCAUAUUCUCCGCUGCACCCGCGAUGUUGCUACGUGACGGAGGGACCGCAAAGCGACCGUGACCCUCUCGCCUACCGUCUACUCUGCCACUGACCGGUCGCCUUCUUGCCCUGGACAUGUCCGGCCGCCGCAUGAUUCAGCCCUUGGAGACCUAGACCACAAAGGUUAGUCGAAGCUGAAAAUGAGCGCCGUCGGGGAAAGUCCCCUGGACCCUGACACGGCCGAGUCACGCAAGAGGAAGGGCUCGCCAUGCGACACGUCAGCGCAAAGUUUGGAGAAGCGGCGGCGCGAGCUGGAGUGUCGCUACAUCGGCGAGCUGGCGGAGCUGCUCUCCUCCAACAUGGGCGACAUCGCCACCCUGAGCGCCAAGCCCGACAAGUGCCACAUCCUCAAGCGCACCGUGGACCAAAUCCAGCAGAUGAAGCGGCGUGAGCUGGAGAAAGCAGCUCUUCGGUCUCCGGAUGACGCGGUGCAGAAGAGCGACAUCUCCUCCAGUAGCCAGGGCCUGCUGGAGAAAGAAUCCCUGGGACCCAUGCUGCUAGAGGCUCUGGAUGGCUUUUUCUUCGUGGUCAACCGCGAGGGACGCAUCGUGUUUGUCUCGGAGAAUGUGACGAGCUACCUGGGGUACCCGCAGGACGAGCUUAUGAUGUCCAGCGUCUACAGCAUCCUGCACGUGGGAGACCACAACGAGUUUGUCCGCAAUCUGCUGCCCAAAAGUCUAGUGAAUGGCGCGCCAUGGCCUCAGGAGUCAGGCCGCAGGACCAGCCACACCUUCAACUGCCGCAUGCUGAAAAGGCCGCCCGACGAAAUAGACUCCGAGAACCAGGAGGCCCGGCAGCAGUACGAGAUCAUGCAGUGCUUCACCGUGUCGCAGCCCCGUGCCGCCGUGCAGGAGGAAGGCGAUGACCUGCAGAGCUGCCUGAUCUGCAUUGCGUGCCGGAUGCCUCGUGGCCAGCCCGUCAGUGCAGAGUCUUUUAUCACCAAGCAGGACCCCACAGGGAAGAUCAUCUCCAUCGAGACCAGUGCAUUGCGGGCGACUGGCCGGCCCGGCUGGGAGGACUUGGUCAGGAAGUGCAUCUACGCUUUCUUCCAGCCGCAGGGCAAAGAGCCCUCCCACGCCAAAAAGCUGCUGCAUGAGGUGAUGAGCCACGGCACCGCCAUCAGCCCGCUGUACCGCUUCACCUUGACCGACGGCACGCCGCUCAGGGCGCAGACCCGCUGCAAGUUCUGCUGCCCACCGAACCCAGACGUUCAGCCCUUCAUCAUGGGCAUUCACACUAUUGACAGGGAACACAACACUGGUAGCUCUCAGGAAAACACUAACCCCAGCCUUCAGCCAACCCUGGGCAACCUCGCCCAGACGCCCUCACGCUCGCCGGUCCUCGCUGCUGGCAGCAACUCAAAACAAACCUCAGGCCCCUCCUCCGCCCCCUCCGUCUCAACGGGGCUUCACCCCAGCAACAGCAACGUCUCCCCGCAACGACUGAAUCCGGCCGCCGCCUACCCGUCGCCCAGCCGGACGCGUCCUCAGCAGGGCAACAGCCCGUCACCUCUCAGCAGCCCCACCGCAGCCGCCCCUACCUCGUUUAUGUCGUCCGUCGUUUUGCGGGCCAGUCCCGGCUCGGCGGGGAGCCCGCGGGCGCCGGGCCUCCACUCGCCAGCCGGCGCACUGAACAGACAACACUCUGGCGGCGACGCUAGUAACAGCACCCAGGUCGGGUCAAAAGGAUGCUUCUCCAGACAAGCCGGGACCCCCGCUGGCUUCUCCUCUUGCCAGCCUGGAGCGGAGGGAGGGGUAGAGGACUCUGUCAAAGCCCCUCUGCUGGCUCAUCUCAGACUUAAUCAGCCGCUGGACAGCAACGGGACAGGAAGUGAUGUUAGCGACGUCCAUUGUACCUCGCUGCCUCAUCCCAAAUCCUCUCCCGGUCCUCAGUGUCCCGCCUCCCACAGCACACUGACAGAACGGCACAAGAUCUUACACCGACUGCUCCAGGACAGCAACGACUCCACCACCACGUCCUCCACAUCGUUCUCCUCCGUCACUGCUGCCGCCUCUGAGGACGGCGUCAACAGAACCGAGGUGGCGAUCAAGAAGGAGCUGCCGUCCAGUCCGCUGGUGAGCGUGGCGCUGCAGCGCUCCACUUCCAGAGAGCCGCAGGACCACCAGCUGCUGCGCUUUCUGCUUGACACGGACGAGAAGGACUUGGGAGACCUGCCUCCUCCCUCGGCUCUCAGCCUGCAGACAGUCCGGGUGAAGGUGGAGAAGCGAGGCAACGGGGAGGCAUGCGGGCCGGCGGUGGGCGCGAGCCCCGCCGUCAAGGCUGCCACUCCGGCUUGCGUCAGCCCAAAGUCGAGCCCCGUUGCGGAGAGAAGGCGAGACAGCCGGCGAGACAGCCGCCGGGAUAGCCGAGACUCCACGAUUUCCGGCGGCGGCGCUGACACGGAGCCCCUCUCCCAGCUGCCUUCCGCCCUCAGAGGCCCAAGCUCGGCGAAGCAAGGCCCGGACGACGCGGGCGCGCCCGGAGGAGGCCCCCAGCUCCACUCUCCGGGCCCCCAGACGCCGGCGCCGCUCCAGUCCCCGGGGCCUCCGCUCCAGUCCCCGCUGUCCCAGUCCCGCUUGCAGUCCCCGUCGCCUCAGCUCCACUCGCCCUCCCCCCAGCUCAAGCUGCAGUCGCCCACCCAGCCGCAGCCCGGCGGCGUCAGUGUGAAGAGGGAGCUGCCCGGCACUCCGAGCAGAGGCCACAAUGAUGGGGGCCCCGCUUCAGGCUGCAGUCUCCAGAGUCAUUCGGCGUUCGAUUUCUGCAGUCCCCCGACUCCGAGCCAGGCUCAAGGAAAGGGACAGGGAGACCUCUUUCAGGCCCCCAAAGACAGCGGCAGUCCCUUUCCAGAGGCAGAAAUCAUCAACCCGUUCAGUUCAACCACUGGCCCAACCAAGUUGGAAUUGGCCGACUCGCAGUUCCAGCCUCUGUCACUGGCUGACUCGUUGACCUUUGAUGCCCUGGGAACUCCGUUACAAGCGCCCCUCACUUCGCCCCAAGAGCAGUGCGUGCCCUGUACGCUGGACGACGUCCUGGUACCGCCGACCACGCCCGAGGCCCGGAAUGACGAGAAGGCUCUGCUCGAGCAGCUGGUCUCCUUCCUCAGCGGCACCGACGAAAGUGAACUGGCCGAGCUGGACAAAGCCUUGGGUAUUGAUAAGUUGGUGCAGGGUGGCUGCUACAACCCGAUGCCCCAGAACUUCCCAACUCAGCAAGUCACUGCCACCCCGCUCUCCCUGGAUCCCAAGCUGCCUUCCUACCCUUCGCAGUUCACGCCGCCCGCUCAGUUUCCCCCAGAGCUGGCCGCCGUCGGUCAGCAGCAGGCGCUGGGCUUCGGGGCAGCCCGGGGGACGUUCCUCGGCGGGGCACCCGCCGCCAUGGCGGGCCUCCGGCCGGGGUUGACCCGGCCGCCCCAGGGCGUGGGCCCCCACCUCAGGCUUCCACCCAACCAGCUGAGGCUACAACUGCAGCAACGACUUCAGGGUCCUCAGCAGCUCCAGAACCGACUGGCGAUGAAUACGUUCUCCGUAGCAGGAGGCCAGCAUCUGAACAUGGCCGUUCGUCUGGGGGCGCCGCAACUUCAAAUUCCUUCGCAGCCUCCACUAAAUGCUCAGAUGCUGGCUCAGCGUCAGAGGGAGCUGUACAGCAUCCAGCACCGUCAGCGUCAGCUUUUCCAGCAGAAGGUCAUGCUGAUGAGACAGAACAUGGCCACAGCCUCACCCGCGGGGGGCGCCGUUUCCGCCGCCGCCGCCGUCGUCGCCAGGGUCCCUAAAGGUGCCAACAACAACGUGUCUGUGCCUCAGCAGCAAGCGCAGUUCAACUUCCCCGCCGGCUACAGCCAGGUGUCCGGGAAACCUCCUACCUCACCCGGUCACUUCAGUGGCCCCAUGCCGGCGGGGGCGCCUAUUCCGGGUGGCCCCCUGGACGGCAAACUGAAUAGCCAGACGAUGUUGCUGGGCGGCGUGCAGGCUCCGCCCUUCGGUGGCGGCUCCUCGUUGCAGCAGCAAGCUGGUCUGAUGCAGCAGUUUGGGGGCACUGCCGCGGUGCAGCCGGACCCGCCUUUCCCUCCUGAGAUCAGCCCCACCAGUCCGUUGUUGUCGCCACAGAGCGCCACUUCCCAGAGUAGUCCUCUGCUCCCGCAAGCCCCCCCUCCUGGCUACCAGUCCCCAGACAUGAAGAGCUGGCAGCAGGCCAGCAACAGCCUGUUCAGUCCGUCAUCGCAGCACAGCGGGAGACAGACGUUUGGCCAGCAGGGGGUGUACAACAACAUGAGCAUCACAGUGUCCAUGGCCGGGGGCUCGGGCGGCAUGGACUCCUUACCCUCCUUGGGGCAGCCCGGCGGCGGCUUGAACAGCAGCGGUGGCGUGGGCUCGCUGUGUAGCGAGCAGCAGGUGCAGCAGGUGCAAGUGUUCGCCGACGUCCAAUGUACCGUCAACCUGGUGGGCGGCGACGCAUACCUGGGUCAGGGCUCCAUUGCAGCCGCCGGCCAGAAGGGUCCCGGCCCCCCGCCCGGCGCCCAGACCAGCCAGGCCCAGCAGAAGAGCCUCCUCCAGCAGCUGCUGACCGAGUGACAGCCCCGCCCCGCCCCGCCCCCUGCCGGCCCCCGGCUCGCCUAUAAACGUCAACCGACAGACCACCACUUCCUCUUCACUCGGACGCCUCCACUGGGACCCCGUGGCAGUCUCGCCUCACUUCAGGACGGACGGAGGGCGUCUGGCUGCGGAUGGCGUUUAACCACUUCCCGUGCCGCCGCCCCGCCCCGAGGAGGGGCCGGCGUGGGAGGGCGCCGACGAGCUGCCUGUCUGACCUGUCUGACAACCUGUCUGUCUGCCUCAGCCUAUUCAAGGCAGUGUUGUCUUUGCUGCUCAUCUCCCCCACCACCACCCCCACCCGACCAACCAUUACCAAACACCUGCUUCCUCGUUGCUGUCCAAUCAGGACACGGGAGUACCUCGGAGGGGCGGCGGCCCCCGUUUUGGCUUUUUGAUUUGCUUUUUUCUGGGAAUGUGACAACGGAAGCUCGGUAUCAGCUGGUUCUGCGACGCUCUCUCUCUGUCAGCUCCACAGUGCCUGGUGGAAGUUUGAGCUUCUUCUUUUAUUUCUUCUUCUUCCACACACAAUUAUUCAAUGUUUUUCUUGUUGUUCUGCUCUCUUCAUCGUCGUCAUCAUCUCAAUCAGCGCUUACAGCCCGCAAGGGACGCGGUGACAGAUGUAUGAACGGGAGACAGACGGACAGGAUGCUGCUCACUUUUGGGUUUUUUUGGAACUCUUUCUCCUUUAUUUUUGUAUUAAGUAUAAAAGAAAAACAUACGUGAGAAACUGAUGGGAUUAUUUAACAGUCGCGUGUUUAUUAACCCUCACCUCAGCAGCUGUGAAUACGAGGCCAGCUCGGCCUCCCUCUCUCUCUUUUAUUCUCUCUUUUUCUAUCCGACGCUAACUCGGCCUAUGAGUGUUGUUUGCCAUGCAGGCGAGUGUCGUGUUGUACAGUACAGAAGGAAGAUGGACAUCAUUGGUGGACUCGCGACAAAAAAAAUGUGGAAAAUUGCCCUUUUCACACGGCGCCGGCAAAGCAAAACAAGGCUUUUCCUGGAUCCGGCACCGACACUCGACUGCCGUUUUACAAACUCUAGAUGCAACAUGGUGCUUGGAGUUGACCUAAGCAAAAUGAAGACCGUAUUUUAAAUUUUUGUUUUUCUUGACUUUCUCUGAAUCCGGCACAAACAUUCAACUGCCAUUUUACUAAAUCUAUUUGCCAAAGCUGUGUUGGCACCAUGGAGCAAUGACAUUUCCUUUCACGCGGUGCCGACAAGGCACGUCAAGGACCAGUUCUUUGAAAUUUUCCUGAAUCAGGCGUCAUAUCGACUGCCAUUUUAAGCACUCUCGAUGCAGCAUGGUUUUUAACCAUGCUGGCAAUCCCCUCUUGCUCUACUUGCAAAAUGGGCACUAGGUUUUUGAUGUUUCCCACACAUUUAACAAACAAACUUUACCUUAGCUGUGUUGGCACUUGCAUUUUCUCUGAAUCCGGCACCAACAUUUGUCUGACAUCUGACUCGCUCUAGACUUUACUUGGCGUUUGUUUGCCAAAGCGGCGCUGGCACCAGCUCUGUGUGAAAGGGGCAAUAAUUGCAGCAGGUGUUUAGAGUCGUACUGCGUUUUAAGCACCGGUUCUUUAACUUUUUCCUGAAUCCGGAACCAACAUUCGAGCGCCAUUUUACCUACUACCCAAGAUGGCCGCCGGCUCUGAGUGAAAGGGGCUCUAAUUGCAACAGUUUUCAAGGUCAUACUGCACUGCUAAAUAUUGCAGCGGUGGAGGAAGUAGUCGUUCCCCCAACGACAAAAUGUGAAAAUCAUCCAAAUGUUCAAAUGUACCCCAGCCCUUUACCUCCUGCGACGCCAUUUUUGUAGUUUUAACCCCCACAAGGAAGCACUUCAGGCACCGGGCCGAGUCGGGUGCGUAUUUUUAAGGACGUAAAAGUCGUAGUCGUUGGUGAACAUUCUCUCACAAGCCAGCCAAACCGGUUUGUUUACCGUAUCGCCCGCGGCCCAAUUAUUCGCAUCCUACACUUAAAGGACUCCCUCAAAUGGAUGCCACCAUCAGGAGAUCUGUCUGUCAUUCCACGCCCUACCUCAGAGUACUUUUGUUUUAUUUCGAUUUUCUUCCGAUUACCUCAUCCUCCUCUUUACCAGACGCACACGCCGCCUGGUUUUCGGACCUCGUUUCACACUGUGAACUCAGCUCGCUGGUUUCUUCUUUGGUUAUUUUGUAUCUUUUUGUUUGUUCGUUGUGUAUUUUAGUGACGCAGUAUCAAUCCAUGAAAACAGCAACAUGCUCUUUCACACAACUUUAAGGACUUCUUCAGAACAUUAUUUUCCCCUCCAUUGACGACCAUCUCUCCGUUGUGCUGUUUUUUUUUUUUUUUUCUAUUUGAGCGAGUUUGUGGACAAAAGUAAUGGGCAGUGCCGCAGCGUGGUGCGAGGUUUCGGCACGUUUGCGUGUAGGAAGAACUUGGUCCCGAAAGAGGGCCUGGUCUGGCUCGCCCCAGCGUUCUUUCGCACCGCACUCAUCCGAGAACACUUUUACGGACCGAAAAAGGAACUUUGCCCCAAACUGUUCUGGAAGAAUGAUCGAUUGUCAUUAUGCUAGCUAGCCUUCGUUGCGUCAUUGAGGGGUGUGUCCCAAUACUUUUGUCCAUAUAGCGCAGGGGUGGGCAAAGAAUUUAUCAAUUUGUUAUUUAUAAUACAUUAUCUCAUUAAGUAAUUGAUUGUACAUAAUAAAUAUGAAUAACAAUAAAUCAUUUUAUAUACGUUGCAUCCAGAAAAUAUUCAUCGCACAUUUUAUGUUACAGCCUUAUUCCAAAAUGGAUACAUUACAUUUUUGCUAUUGUGUGGGUGGCUGUCUGAAGUGCACUAGUAUGUUGGUUUAUUUGAUAUGAACAUCACAAGAACAUUGGCACAAAGCAGAUGUAUUGCUUAAAGCGUUUUAGCGCGAGGGCUAAUUUGCAACACUUGUCAACUUUUAAUAAGGUACAAAUAAUACAAAAAAAUACGAGAGUGUAGCGAUACGGUCAAGUUCAUUUGUCAAUUUUUUUUGCAUGUACCAACACAAAAAAAUCACCCAAGUGAUGGCUGGAAUAACUGACUAAUUUGAGUUCUUAGUUUUUUAUUUUAAUACAGAAAAAAAAAGUCAUAGUGGGGUGUUGUUUUGGGAUUUUUUUCCCCCUGUAAAUAAAGAAUUUAUUCCAAUUUGGAAAAGGGCUGUAACAAUGCAAAUGUGAAAAAAAGUGACCUUGUGAAUACAUUUUAUUUAUUGUAUCAAAUCAUUGGUAAAUUUAUAAUUAAUUACAAAUAAGGACAUUUUUUGUUUUAAAUGGGAAUGGACUAUUUUGCAUGCACAUUUUCACCUUUUUUUUUUCCCUAUUGGCAAAUGUUUUUAUAACGAGUACAAAAGUUUGCCCACCCCGUGAUUAUUGCGUUUUCAUCUUUUGUCUUUUUUUUUCUUUUGUAUUGGCGUUGAAAAUUUAAUUCCGGUAUCUUGAUGAUCCCAAGUCAUAAAAGUUUUGGACAGAUUUCACGCUCGGAACAACCGUUUGGAUUUGUUGGGGUUUAUGUUUUUAUUUUUUUUAUUUUUUUGGGCUUGUGCAAAGUGGGAGAAUGUUUUAGCCGUUUCUCGUAUUUGUCGCGCGUCCAGUCCAUCGGCUGAUGUUUUUUCUGCAGGGAUGAGGAAUCCUUUCCUCUCUUCACUCCACACUACAAACAACAACAAAAGGCAAAACAACAACAAAAGCCAAAAAAGAAGCGAUGCAUGUAGAAAUUCCAGAUGUUAUGCAAUCAGCUGCUCAGAGGAAAGGCCUCCCUUUUCUUCCUGCUCCUCCUCCUCCUCCUAGUCGGCAGAUACAGGCUUUUUGUUAACAUGAUGUAAAUAGCAAAGAGAAAUGUGAAUAAUAAUAAUAGUAAGGAGAAUCAUCAUCAUCAUCAAGACAAGUUUGUGGUAAAUAACUACUCGCCUCCGUCGUCUUUAUUUUUAUUUUACGGGAUUUUCUACUUUUUUCAAAUUCUUUCGAUGAUGAUGCAUAUGUAUAUGAGUAUCAGUGCGUGUGAUGAAUACUGUAUAUUAUUAUUAUUAUUAUUAUUAUUAUUAUUAUUAUGGAUCCUCUCCUUCCCUGCUCCACGUGUCUGAUGCCAGAGAAUGGUUUCUAUAGCGACUGCUGAAUGUGAUUUUUACUGAGCGACGAGCAGUGUGGACUGGCUUUGUUUGUAUUUGUCAUCGUCAUCGUACGGGUUAAUUUAAGAGAAAAAAAAGGCCAUAUUGUAUAUUAUUUUUUUUUCUCUUGUUGUCAUAGCCGACGCUGGAGAGUGGAGCCUCGGCAGGGCGGAGAAACGACCACCUGACAUAUUUCCCUCCAUCUCUCUUAGUGAUUGUAAAUGACCAAAGCCUCAAAGAUCUCGUAUGCAAACCGUCACUGGAUGUUCGCGCCCCCGGUCUUUUAUCUUAAGUGGCCCAAAGUUAACGUUAACUAUGCACCCAUAAGCCAAAAGAAAGGGUGGGGGCGGGGGGGGGGGGGGGGCACUGGAGUAAGCCACAACCCAUUAAUUGCGUUUUUGCUUGCCUGUCGUCAGACAAAACCAAACCUCAUUCAUGUUUUUUUGCAAUAAAAGUUUUUUUUUUUUUUUUAAAUAGUGUUUAAAAAACAAUAACAUUU
Messenger RNA from Phyllopteryx taeniolatus (common seadragon), 9838 nucleotides. RefSeq names its product nuclear receptor coactivator 1 (gene ncoa1). The record is from RefSeq and is a predicted model, not a curated record. Gene Ontology annotation, molecular function: protein dimerization activity; nuclear receptor binding. Bases 782 to 5209 code for a protein of 1475 amino acids. Lineage: Eukaryota; Metazoa; Chordata; Actinopteri; Syngnathiformes; Syngnathidae. Gene Ontology annotation, biological process: positive regulation of transcription by RNA polymerase II; cellular response to hormone stimulus. Gene Ontology annotation, cellular component: nucleus. The transcript has 22 exons.